Moesziomyces antarcticus is the source of this 405-nucleotide messenger RNA. RefSeq lists its product as uncharacterized. The transcript has a single exon. NCBI's taxonomy places the organism in Eukaryota, Fungi, Basidiomycota, Ustilaginomycetes, Ustilaginales, Ustilaginaceae. The record is from RefSeq and is a predicted model, not a curated record. Bases 1 to 405 code for a protein of 134 amino acids.
AUGAAGUUCUCCACUGCCCUCGUUGCUCUUUCCGCCGUUGUUGGCAGUGCCAUGCUCGCCGAGGCCGCCCCUUACCAGGUCAAGGCCGUUUCGUGGGCCGAGGUGCAGCACAAGCACGCGCACCACUGGAAGUUCUUCACCCAGCCCCGUGGCGUCGACCUUCAGGAGCUCCAGGAGGCUAAGCCCUUCUACGGCCACUGCAACACUCCCAAGGCUUUCAUCUCGAACCGCAAGACUGUCCUGCACACCUUCCACAACAACCCUGACUUUGAGUUUAUUCAGGUGGACGACAACACCAUCUACGCCAACUGCAUCAACUGCUCGCCCCAGAUCAUGAGCAACUACUACCUCACCAAGCUCGGCAACUACAUCGACUGCCACGUCUUCGACGGCAAGAAGAACUAA